Pteropus alecto (black flying fox) is the source of this 549-nucleotide messenger RNA. It is a transcript of the gene DNAJC5G, whose product is annotated as DnaJ heat shock protein family (Hsp40) member C5 gamma. The transcript has 3 exons. NCBI's taxonomy places the organism in Eukaryota, Metazoa, Chordata, Mammalia, Chiroptera, Pteropodidae. The record is from RefSeq and is a predicted model, not a curated record. The coding region runs from base 1 to 549 and encodes 182 amino acids.
AUGUCUCAUGUGGACGAAGCAGCCCGCCGGUUGUCCAAAAGUGGGACAACCCUCUAUACAGUGCUGGAGCUUAAGAAGGAUGCCUCACCUGAAGACAUCAAAAAGUCCUACAGCCACUCCCCAUUCUCUCCCCACCCUCCUUUUGGGUAUUGCCUGGGUAGGAAACUGGCCUUGAAGUAUCAUCCAGACAAGAAUCCAGGGGACGCUCAAGCAGCAGAAAUAUUCAAAGAGAUCAACACAGCCCACUCCAUACUGAGUGACCCUAAGAAGCGGAAAAUCUACAACCAGCAUGGCUCAUUGGGAAUAUAUAUAUAUGAUCACUUUGGCGAAGAAGGCGUCAGAUACUAUUUUAUGAUGAAUAGUUGUUGGUUCAAGACACUCGUCGUCCUGUGUGCUCUGCUCACCUGUUGCUGCUGCUGCUGCUGCUGCUGCUUUUGCUGUGGAACCCUUAAGCCACCAUCUGAGGAGGUAGUAAGGAGAAAAUACCAGCAGAAUGUCCAGACUCAGCCUUCAAGGUCAGGUGAGAACCACAGACAGGGACUGAGGUAA